Messenger RNA from Lycium barbarum (goji berry), 2716 nucleotides. RefSeq lists its product as uncharacterized. The record is from RefSeq and is a predicted model, not a curated record. The transcript has 15 exons. Lineage: Eukaryota; Viridiplantae; Streptophyta; Magnoliopsida; Solanales; Solanaceae. The coding region runs from base 230 to 2467 and encodes 745 amino acids.
UAGUGUAUUUUGAGUGCCAACGCAUGUCUUGGUACGAAAUAGCUGUAACGUGUCCAACACUAGGCCCUUUCGCAGAAAAGAAAAAGAACAAAGAUAUUGGACGAGCGAUGGCAAUUAUAUCCGAAAAAUAGAGAAAAGAAAUGCAGGGCGGAGAUUGGUUGUCUUCAAAAUAGGUGGGUGAAGCAAGAAUGGUGAGAAUCCGGUGCAUGCAAAACAGUGGAAUUUCCCCAUGUCUCUGCAAAUGUUCCACAGCACUACUCCUCUGCCUUUGCCGUCAUGUCAAUUGCUUUCUCGAUUCGUAACAGCAGCUAGUCACGUCACUAACUGCUCUACAAGAUCACCUCUUGGCUCGUCCGAAUUACAGUCUCAAUCCAAACCACCGACCGUCGAUUUCCGUCCUAUUGAAACAAAACCUAGCAGUAACACUUCAGAUGAUACCCCUGAGAAUGAUGGAAUAUCUGGAAUUCAAGUCCCCAGGCAAAGAUAUAUUGCCGCUUCUAAAUCACAGCUGCUGGAUGCCAUCACUACAACUAUGUUUAACUCACGCGAUGAAGCCCAUCAGUUUCGUCAUCUAUCAUUAUGCCUGGACCUGAUUCUGCAUGCUGAACACAAAGUUAUCUUAGAGGAAAUGCGAGUUGAUUAUGAUCGCUCUCAUACCAAUGGUAGUAGUAAUAGUACUGCGAUUUCAUCUGGCCAAGAAAGAGAUUUCAUGCCAAGGGGUUCUGACAUUAUCACGAGUGAUGCGGAGAAGGUUGAAAACAUGGAUAAAUAUGACAGAGACACGGAACUGAAGAAUCUAUGGCCUUCAGGUUCUAAUCAAUUCUCAGGAUCUCCAUCUCCCUAUGUUUCUUUUCUCAAAUUUGUCAACAACGAAUCUCUUGAGGAGUCUAGAACUGCUGUCUCCAGUCGUUUUCAACAUGCUUUCCUUCAGCUGCUUUCCAAUGCGGGCUUUGAAGAAUUGUCUGCUAGAGAUCUGAGGCUGACAUCUGCUCUAAAUACUGAUUAUCUUCUUACUUUGCCUAUAUCUGUUGACUGGAAGAGUGCAUCUCAGUCCAGGGCCAUAUUAUUCAGGCGUGGUUAUGCAACUGAGAGGCAGAAGGGGUUGCUAAUUGUUGAAAAACUAGAUUACUUGCAGUCAAAGUUUUUACAAAGAGUUUUCUUUCUGAUAGUCAAACCUCUGAAGAAAGUUAGUAUUUGGUUGACUGAGGUGGUCAGGGAGACAGACUUGAUCCAUAGCUUUAUUACCCAGGGACUACAUAGCGGAGCUCCAUUUCAUUCGGAGCUACAGCUUUUGGUUUUGGAAAGAUCUAUCACAAAAGACAAUGUUCAAAUUUGGGCCAAAAAGAUCAAGCUUUGGUCGAAAAGUUUUCCCAUAUUCCAGCAAACAUCUAGUGACAACCAGCACAUAUCAAAUAAGCCAUUUGAAGUUGACACAUUAUCAGAAAAUGACCUUCCCCUUCUGAAAGCUGCACUGAAUGCAGUAACUCGUUAUGAAGAAAAUCUUUCAGCAGCUGGGCCUCGUGGCAGGCUUCUAAAAAAGCUGCUGGUGUUGAUUGGAGUUCUACCUUCAACACAUAAACUGCAAGUUGAGCUUGAAAUAGAUGAUACUGAAACUGAAUCUCAUUUAAGGCCAAUCUUUUUGUCGAGGAUAUCACUUAGCGAUAUAUGGGAACCCGCAUCACGCAAACUAUGUGGAAAUGAUUUUUGGAGAAUAUUGAAAACUUCUAUUUCCAUUCUUCUCUCAAAAUCAACUCUCCAGGAGCCGGCUUACCAAGAGUUGAUUUUGCUAUACUUCAAGGAAACUUGUGAAGGAGGUGAUCCGGAUAAAGCCGAGUUUCCCUCUUUACAGCUGAAGAUCUACGAGAAAAUCCCCAUUCCAGAUCUACCAGUUGUUUUUCCACACAAAAAGUUGUCUUUCCGCAUACUAGACUCGGUACGCCUGGACAUUGCCUCGGUUUUUGGACUUCUGGCAUACUUCAUAAACUACAAGUUUGAAAACAUAUUUUCACCAUCGGCAAUACUUUUAGAUGUAAUUGCAGUCAGUGCUCUUGUGAUAUAUGUGAGCCGUGUGGUCUUGGGUUACAAGCAAACAUGGGAUAGAUAUCAACUUCUGGUCAACAGGACACUUAAUGAGAAAACAAUAGCAAGUGGCUUUGGUUCUGUUUACUUUCUCCUGGAUGCUUCUGAACAACAGCAGUACAAAGAAGCCAUUUUGGCAUAUGCAGUCCUGCUGAAAGAAAACAGCCAGGAAAAUUGUGCUAAAAAUGUCGGAGCUAGAUGUGAGAAGUUUAUUUAUGAUCUAUUGGACGAAAAGGUUGAAAUGCCUGUAGACAAAGCCAUAAAUACAUUGGUGAGGCUGGGUAUUGUAACGGAGGAUCCUUUAAAUGGGACCACUAUGCUGCAGGCAGUCCCUUGCUGUAAGGCAUAUGAGAUUCUUAAACAACACUGGAAUAGCUUGCUCGGCUAAGUUUUGCUGUAUACAAAGUUAUAUUAGCUGUGUUAUUUUAGCUUUUAAUUCUCAAAGAGUUCAACGAAAGUAGGCUAUGGCGAUUUCCACAGGAAGUUGCUAUUGUCUAAAAUGAAGUAUAUAUUUGAUAGUUUGAAUGUAAUAAAGGAUGGUGUACCUGUACUACAGUUUAGGAAGAAUGAAUUGGACGAAUACAUCAAAAAGCCAAAGAGGCUGACUUUAUAAGAGUUGACUUUGUCUUGAUAAUUA